AUGAACUACAAUUAUGAGUGUAAAAAUAUUGUCUAUAUUAGGAAUCUCUCUCCUACAGUCACUGACGACGAUGUCAGAUCAUUUUUUUCUGAUUGCGGUGACAUAAUAUCUGUAACUUUCCAUAAUUUGGCUGGGAACAAUCGACGAUACUUGAAAGUUGAAUUCAAAGAUUCUGCAGGCGUAAUUGGGGCAGCGCUUAAGAAUGGCCAUCCGCUAUGCGGUUGGCCUAUGGUCAUUUCGGUAAUGGACCCAAGGUUAAGCUACGAAAGUGAAGCCAAAUCUGGAGCAGUUUCAGCAGCGGUGGCACAGCUAUCCAAUUCUGCAAUGUGUGGGUUUUAUGGCGCAAAUUCUAAGCAAUCCAAAGCAAUAGAGGCUAUUAUGUACUAUGGCACCAAUUCUACACUGUCCAGCAAUGUAUCUGAUGCGGCAAAAUUACUGGCUUCGCAGACCGAAUGCUUGUUGCCCACUCACACUUCAUCUUCAAUAUUUCUAAGAGUACAAUACCACCCUGAUAUACAGGAUUCAUAUCUUAAGAGUACCUUCUCAAAUGCAGUUAAAAUCAAAAUCUCCAGUUAUAAAAGCAGCAUUGGCGACAAAACUGCAAUUUUGGAAUUCAAUAGAGACGAUCAUGCUGAGGAUGCCUUAAAAGUCAAAAACAUUCUAGAUCGAAAAAUAACUAUCACUCGUAUAACAAAUCAAGUUACUAGUGGCGAUAGUGUCACUAGUAAGAUUGGCCAAAUGGAUGAUUCAGAAGAUAAGAUUCCAGAAUCAGAACAUAGGCAACAGAUAAUUAGAUCACCCUCAAUAGAUCACUACUAUCGCCAUCGGAGGUCUCGACACGACCAUAACAGAUCAAAUUUACAUCAUACUGGACAUCGUUAUCACAGCAGAUCCAGGUUCAGGCCCAGAGAUAGGAACGGAAGGUCUGGAUCCCGUGACCGGGAUGAGAGAUACAGGUCAAGGGGUGGUAGAUCCAGACAUACGAGAAGAUCAAUCCUAAAUACCUGGGAUGUGAACGUGCAUCAUUGA
Molecule: messenger RNA, 1029 nt
Organism: Babesia microti strain RI
Lineage: Eukaryota; Apicomplexa; Aconoidasida; Piroplasmida; Babesiidae
Exons: 4
Coding region: 1-1029 (342 amino acids)
Molecular function (GO): RNA binding
Source: RefSeq, a predicted model, not a curated record